AUGUCAGAUAGUUAUCAAGAAAAGGCAUCUGGUUCAGAUGUCGCCUCCCAUUCUUCUCAAGUUUCAACUUUUGAAGAAGAAAAAUCUAUUGGUGUUGAGAAGGCCGAAUUGUUGGCUGCUGCUUGGGAUAAUAAAUUUUAUUAUAAAAUUAUCUUAUUAUUUUCAUCAUUCUUGGUUGGUUAUGGUUAUGGUUUAGAUGGUCAAACUAGAUACGUUUUUACUGGUUACGCCACUCAAAGUUAUGCUGAACAUUCUUUAUUAAGUACCGUCAACGUCAUUACUGGUGUUGCAGCUGCUGCAUCUCAACCUGUAUAUGCAAGAUUAAGUGAUGUCUUUGGAAGAUUAGAAUUAUUUAUUGUUUCAGUUGUAUUCUAUGUUGUUGGUACUAUUAUUGAAAGUCAAGCUACUAGUGUUCAAAAAUACGCUGGUGGUGCUAUACUUUACCAAAUUGGAUAUUCUGGUGUUAUUUUAGUUCUUUUACUUAUCUUAUCUGAUUUUUCGUCUUUAAGAUGGAGAUUAUUCUAUACUUUUGUUCCAGCUUUCCCAUUUAUUAUUAAUACUUGGAUUUCUGGUAAUGUUACGGCUGCCAUCGGUAUGAAUUGGUCAUGGGGUGUUGGUAUGUGGGCUUUUAUCUUCCCAUUAUGUUGUAUCCCAUUAGUUUGUUGUAUGAUUCACAUGAGAUACCUUGCUGGUAAAACUCCUGAAUGGAAAGUUUUCAAACAAAGAAAGACUAAAUAUCAAGAAUUAGGUCCAAUUGGGUUUGCCAAUUACUUAUUCUGGAAAUUAGAUAUUAUUGGUUUAUUAUUAUUAAUUGUUUGCCUUGCUUGUAUAUUGGUUCCAUUAACUUUAGCUGGUGGUGUUAAAGAUACCUGGAAGAAAGCACAUAUUAUUGUUCCAAUCGUCAUUGGUGGUGUAUUAUUACCAGUUUUUGUUGCUUGGGAAACCUAUGGUGCUAGAUUCCCAUUAGCACCAUGGAAAUUAUUAAAAGAUAGAGGUAUUUGGUCUGCUUUAAUAAUUUCUUUCUUAUUAGAUUUCAUUUCUUCUAUUGAAAGUUCCUAUCUUUACACUGUUUUAAUGGUUGCAGUUAAUGAAUCUCAAAAAUCAGCUACUAGAAUUACUUCUAUAUCAUCAUUUGUUUCGGUCGUUGGUGCUGUUUUCUUUGGUCUUGUUAUUGUUAAAUUUAGAAAAUUGAAAGGAUUUAUUGUUCUUGGUUGUUCUCUUUGGUUAGUUGCCUUUGGUAUUAUGUACUACUAUAGAGGUAACUUAGCUGCACAUUCUGGUAUUAUUGGUGGUUUAGUUGUUCUUGGUCUUGGUACUACCUUCUUCUCAUAUCCAAUUAAUGUUAGUGUUCAAGCUUGUGUUACUCAUGAACAUAUGGCUACUGUUUCUUCAUUAGUUUAUACUACUUAUAGAAUUGGUUAUGCUGCUGGAUCAUCAGUAGCUGGUGCCAUUUGGACUCAAACAUUAUAUUCCAAAUUAUACAAUGCUUUACAAAGUACUGAAUUGGCUACUUCGGUUUACACUCAACCAUAUAUUUUUAUUACUGAAUAUGCUUGGGGUACACCAGUUAGAGAAGCUGUUGUUGAAGUUUAUCGUGAAAUGCAAAGAAUUUUAAUGAUUGCUUGUAUGUGUUUCACAGUUCCAAUGAUUAUUGCUGCAUUAUUCUUAAGAGAUCCUAAAUUAGGCGUAGAUCAAUCCAAUGAUCUUGAAAAAUUAGAUGCCAAUGAAGGUAUUACUGAUUUCUUUAAGUUCAAGAAACUGAAAUUGGAAAAGCAAGAUCAACCAGUUGUUUAA
Scheffersomyces amazonensis is the source of this 1794-nucleotide messenger RNA. RefSeq names its product siderophore transporter (gene SIT1). The transcript has a single exon. The record is from RefSeq and is a predicted model, not a curated record. Bases 1 to 1794 code for a protein of 597 amino acids. Gene Ontology annotation, molecular function: siderophore-iron transmembrane transporter activity. Lineage: Eukaryota; Fungi; Ascomycota; Pichiomycetes; Serinales; Debaryomycetaceae. Gene Ontology annotation, cellular component: endosome; vacuolar membrane; plasma membrane. Gene Ontology annotation, biological process: transmembrane transport; intracellular iron ion homeostasis.